Messenger RNA from Xenopus laevis (African clawed frog), 6427 nucleotides. It is a transcript of the gene mink1.S, whose product is annotated as misshapen-like kinase 1. The coding region runs from base 1195 to 5076 and encodes 1293 amino acids. Gene Ontology annotation, cellular component: cytosol. The record is from RefSeq and is a predicted model, not a curated record. NCBI's taxonomy places the organism in Eukaryota, Metazoa, Chordata, Amphibia, Anura, Pipidae. Gene Ontology annotation, molecular function: ATP binding; nucleotide binding; kinase activity. The transcript has 33 exons.
CUGCCUCAGUAUUCUCAAUGCGGUUGACAGUCACGUGACUUCGUUUCCCACCAAUCGCUGGGGUUGAGCUGUUGCGCGGGAUCCUCCCAGGUGCAGCGCGCGGACCCUGGUGCGCGUGACACGUCCCAGGUGCGGCCUCGCGCGUUAAUCGGAUUAUACGGGUAAAGGGAGAGAGGAGAAACGUGGGAGGAAGGCUCGUCAUUAGUGGACGGACCCGUGGACGGAAGUGUAUCCGUGAGGAGAAGAGGGAUAUCGCUACCUCACAGGGAGCAACCCCACCCCCAGGACAGGAUUGAACUUGACCUGGAUCUGUAGACUUUCACUGCUGAAGGGAGAUACCAAAUGUUUAUACGGGGGGAGCAUUGAGAUUACCCAAAGCCGUUUUUUUUUUUUUUUUUACACUGCGCUUGGAACUCGGGCCUGCUCGCUCCCCCUCUACCUGUGACACCUGCUCUGGAGGGAACAUUACAGGCUGCCAGUGGCUGUGUCUUUUUUGAGUGGGCGUGGCUGUGGGCACCUGAGGUGGGCGUGUCUGUGUGUGGGAUUAGUGUAGGAGUGGGAGUUUGUGAGUGCUGCUAGUUCUUGUCAGUGGGGGAGUUGUGUGCUGCUCCUGGGAGUUGUGUACAUACAAGUGCUUGGCCAGGCCUGUGGUGUUGUGUGUGUGUGACCCCUGUGUGCAUGGGAGCUGACAGGUGGUGUGUGUGUGAGUGUGCAGGCCGUGAGUGUGUGGGUGUUGUGUAAGUGCUGCAGCUGGUGGGUAGGUACAGACAGAGGGCUGUGUGAUUGUGUGCGGCCGCUGCAGCUCUAUAGUGUGGGUGUGUUACUUUUGUGUGGCUGUGGGAGGUUGCAUUUGCUUUGCUCUGCAGCAUGUGACUCACUGCAGUUUGUGUGUGUUUCACUGUCGCCUCGGGGCGCCCGGUAUGCCUUGUAGCGUGCGACACUGAGCAUCUCGUCUGACUGGGGAGCUGCAGUGUGUGUGUGUCUCAUGAGUCUGUCUUAGUGUUGCUGCAGUGGAUGCACACGUAGAUCAUCCCUCUGAUUGUGUAUCUGUAGUGUGUGUGUGUGUAUCACUGUUUCUGGACUAAAAUGUGCCACUAGCACAAGCAAUCGUGUGUGAAUCUGUCUGUUGGCAACGACCCAUGUGACCCCAUUAACCCGUGUGCACUGUGACGUCACACACACAAGCUUGAGAUCAUGGCAUCGGACCCCCCAGCUCGGAGUUUGGAUGACAUCGACUUGUCUGCGCUGCGGGAUCCUGCUGGAAUAUUUGAACUGGUUGAAGUUGUUGGAAAUGGAACUUAUGGACAAGUGUAUAAGGGCCGCCAUGUGAAGACUGGCCAGCUGGCUGCUAUUAAAGUCAUGGAUGUGACAGAGGACGAGGAAGAGGAGAUAAAGCAGGAAAUUAAUAUGCUGAAGAAGUAUUCUCAUCAUCGCAACAUUGCAACCUACUAUGGAGCCUUCAUCAAGAAGAGCCCACCGGGCAAUGAUGACCAGCUGUGGCUGGUCAUGGAGUUCUGCGGAGCCGGUUCAGUGACUGAUCUGGUCAAAAACACCAAAGGAAAUGCCCUGAAGGAAGACUGCAUUGCCUAUAUCUGCCGGGAGAUUCUGCGGGGGCUGUCUCACCUCCACGCUCACAAAGUGAUACACCGAGACAUCAAAGGGCAGAAUGUGCUCCUCACAGAGAAUGCCGAGGUGAAACUGGUGGACUUUGGGGUGAGUGCUCAGCUUGACCGCACAGUGGGGAGAAGAAAUACCUUUAUAGGGACCCCAUACUGGAUGGCCCCCGAAGUGAUUGCCUGUGAUGAGAACCCAGAUGCCACCUAUGAUUACAGGAGUGACAUCUGGUCCCUGGGAAUCACUGCUAUAGAAAUGGCCGAGGGAGCUCCACCACUCUGUGACAUGCACCCCAUGAGGGCUCUGUUCCUUAUCCCCAGGAAUCCACCCCCGAAACUUAAAUCCAAAAAGUGGUCCAAAAAGUUCAUUGAUUUCAUCGACACGUGUCUGAUCAAGAACUACAUGAGCAGGCCGCCCACCGAGCAGCUGCUGAAGCACCCCUUUAUCAGGGACCAGCCGACAGAGAGGCAGGUCAGGAUCCAGCUGAAGGAUCACAUAGACAGAUCCAGGAAAAAGCGAGGUGAGAAAGAUGAGACCGAAUAUGAAUACAGUGGCAGCGAGGAUGAGGAGGAGAACCAUGGAGAGGAGGGAGAACCAAGUUCAAUAAUGAACGUGCCGGGGGAAUCCACUUUGAGACGGGAGUUCCUGAGGCUUCAGCAGGAGAACAAAAGUAACUCUGAGGCCCUGAAGCAGCAGCAGGUAGGAGCUCAGCACCGGGACUCUGAGGCGCACAUCAAGCAGCUGCUCCAUGAGAGGCAGAGACGCAUAGAGGAGCAAAAGGAAGAGCGCCGCCGAGUGGAAGAGCAACAGCGGCGGGAGAGAGAGCAAAGGAAACAGCAGGAGAAGGAGCAGCAACGGAGACGUGAUGAUAUACGCCGGGAGGAAGAGAGGAGGAUGGCCGAGAGAGAGCAGGAAUAUAUCAGGCACAAGUUAGAGGAAGAACAGAGACAGUUAGAAAUCCUUCAGCAGCAGCUUCUACAGGAGCAGGCACUAUUACUGGAGUACAAGCGGAAGCAGCUGGAGGAGCAGAGACAGUCGGAGCGCCUGCAGAGACAGCUUCAGCAAGAACAUGCUUAUCUCAAGUCCCUUCAGCAGCAGCAGCAGCAGGAAAAGAAGCCUCUUUACCAUUACAACCGGGGGGUUAUGAACCCCAGCGAGAAACCGGCCUGGGCUAGAGAGGUAGAGGAGCGUUCGAGGCUCAACAAGCAGAGUUCCCCACUAUCUAAACUAAGCUCGGUGGAGUCUGCUGGGAACCCAUCACAAACACCACCCUCACAGCGGCCUCCAGAGAUACAGGAGCACAAGCCACUUCGCAUUACUCCUCAGAACCGUGCAGCACUCAGGCCAACUCCCCGACCCAACUCCUUGCAGGACCCGCUGGCACCCCCUGUCCGUCAUGCUCCUGUUCCCCUUCCUGCCAACCGGAAUCACCAUUCCCGCCAGAGCUCUGACCCAUCCCCUGAUGAAGGGGUGCCACCCUCUUCUCGUCUAGAGAGGGGACCCUGGGUGAAACUGGAGCCCGAGGUGCACCCUCCCAAGGUUCCCCAGAGAACAACGUCAAUAGCCACAGCACUGAAUACAAGUGGUUCAGGAGGGAGCCGGCCAGUGCAGGCCGUGAGAGCCAGUAACCCAGAUUUGCGAAGAGCAGAGAGUGGCUGGGAGAGAGGAGACUCUUUGCUACAGUCCCCGCACCCUAACUUGCCACAGGCUGGCUCUCUGGAGAGGAAUCGCAUAGCCCCCCACAAGCUGGAGGAAUCCUCGAUUAGUCCUCCAGGGAGCAAAACCCCAGGAGAAGAGCAUCGAUCGCGGCCUGGGCGCCCAGCAAGCUAUAAGAGAGCCAUAGGAGAGGAUCACCUACUGGUGAAGGACCGGCCUGAAGAUGUGCCGAAACCUCCCAAGAAAGCCUUGGACUACUCUUCCUCCAGCGAUGAACUGGACAGUAGUGAUGAAGAGGAAGAAGAGGGCGAUGCUGAGAGGCAGGAGCCCAACAGGGACAGUUCAGGAGCCAGCAGGAGUGGUCGAGAUGCGGAUACAGACAGCGUCAGUACUAUGGUGGUACAUGAUGUGGAGGAGAUGAUGGGGAGCACAUCUGACAGUUCCUAUGGAGACGGCACCAUGGUUGUUCAGAGAACGCCGGAGGAGGAGCGUAAUCUGCUUCAUGCUGACAGUAAUGGAUAUACCAACCUGCCUGAUGUGGUGCAACCGAGCCAUUCACCCACCGAGCCCAAGGGCACGUCUCCCAGCAAGGAGGGCAACGGCUCAGAUUACCAGUCUCGUGGUUUGGUGAAAGCACCUCCCAAAACCUCAUUUACAAUGUUUGUAGACCUGGGACUGUAUCAGUCAUCGGGGGGAGGAGGAGACACGAUUCCCGUAGCAGCGUCCUAUGUGAGUGGAGACCCAGCCCGACUGGAGCAGCUGAAAUACGAAGCCCGGAAGGGAUCUGUGGUGAAUGUGAAUCCGACCAACACGAGGCCACACAGCGAUACGCCAGAGAUCAGAAAGUACAAGAAGAGAUUCAACUCAGAAAUCCUUUGUGCCGCUCUUUGGGGGGUGAACCUGUUGGUCGGCACAGAAAAUGGACUGAUGCUAUUGGACCGCAGUGGUCAGGGCAAAGUAUACACCCUGAUUACCCGCCGACGCUUCCAACAGAUGGACGUCCUGGAGGGACUCAACUUGCUCAUUACUAUAAGUGGUAAGAGGAACAAGCUGCGGGUGUAUUAUCUCUCUUGGCUGCGCAACAAGAUCCUCCAUAAUGAUCCUGAGGUGGAGAAGAAGCAAGGCUGGAGCACAGUGGGAGACAUGGACGGCUGUGUGCAUUACAAAGUUGUAAAAUACGAGCGCAUCAAGUUCCUUGUGAUUGCACUGAAAAACUCUGUAGAGGUUUACGCCUGGGCCCCUAAACCCUACCACAAGUUUAUGGCUUUUAAGUCGUUUACAGAUAUCCCCCACCGGCCCCAGCUGGUUGACCUAACAGUGGAGGAAGGCCAAAGGCUUAAGGUCAUCUACGGUUCUUCAUCAGGAUUCCACGCUGUAGAUGUUGACUCUGGCAACAACUACGAUAUUUACAUCCCUGUCCAUAUCCAGAGUCAGAUUAAUCCCCAUGCCAUCAUCUUUCUGCCAAACACCGACGGCAUGGAGAUGUUACUGUGCUACGAGGAUGAGGGAGUCUAUGUGAACACCUACGGCCGUAUCAUUAAGGACGUGGUGCUGCAGUGGGGAGAGAUGCCCACCUCUGUUGCGUAUAUUUGCUCCAACCAGAUCAUGGGCUGGGGAGAAAAGGCCAUUGAAAUCCGCUCAGUGGAGACGGGACACCUGGAUGGAGUCUUCAUGCACAAGAGAGCUCAGCGGCUGAAGUUCCUGUGUGAGCGAAAUGACAAGGUGUUUUUUGCCUCGGUGCGUUCCGGCGGGAGCAGCCAGGUGUAUUUCAUGACCCUGAAUCGCAGCUGUAUCAUGAACUGGUGAGAGAGAAGAGCCUGUGAGGCUGGAAGCAAGAGAGUGCUCUCCCCAUACCCUACACACUGGAGUCCCCUCGUCUUUUUUUUUCUUUUUUCAACUGCCCCUGUUCCGAUGCUUCUUAACUCCAGACUACAGUGCCUCUUGUUUGCUUUUAGUUUGGCUGCAGUCUAAUUUAUUGAGGUGUUCUCUAACACUAGAAGCCCAGCACACCUCCAGUUUUCAAUGGAUAAAGGGGAUAAAGAGAUGGACAGUGAUUUGCCCUGGGCUCAGGGAAUGUGCCAACGAGCAUUCUGGUUGGUCAAUGAGGUCCUUCCCUGAGCUCUUUAGAUAAACCCCACCAAGCUGCUAGGCACUUAGGUCUCACACAAUGAGCCGCAGAGUGAAGGUUCAUGGGACCUCCGAUGGGAGAUGACAGAUUUGCACGCUCACGGAUUCCUAUGAACGAAUAGGGUCACGGCGCUUAUAAAAUGCAGUUGACACUUUGAUAUAAAAAAAAAAAGAAGAUUCCCAUAAUCGAGUUUAAUAUAAAGGCACUUUAUCAGCUGUAUAAUUACUAGCAGUCACAAUCAGGGGGCCCUGGUGUAAAUGAAGAACCGAGUCGUUUUACACCGGCGCCCUCUGUCCUCCUUCAGCUUUAAGUGGCGUGUUUCUUACCUUUAGUUUGUUUGUCUAAUCUGCCGGCCAGGCUCCGGGGCGUUCUCCUACCUUACUCUUUCAGCCUCACCUUCUAGGUCCGCUUGUAAUUGGGGGAAAAAAGUGUGUGGGGUGUUGCCUUGUGGCGCUUUGUCGCUGUGUGUGUUUGUCGGGGUGCGGUUGCACAGCCAGACUUCCGUUAAUGUGGGACGAGCAGUGAACAAGCUUUUAUGGAAACGACUGGACUUUAACAUGCUCAGAAGAGACGUUCCCCGCCUCAAAUAUUUAGCAGGGCCAAGCGCCUCUCUUCUAAGGGGACAUGGAAAGCUUCUAGAGUAACGCGUCAACUUUCCUACUUCAACCCGCUCUGUGAGAGCAAAACUAGUGGCGCCUCCCUGCGGGCAAAGCCAAAUUUCACAAUGCCGAGACUGAACCAAAAAAAAAAAACAAACAAAAACUUUAAAAAGUGGCUUUUAUUUACAAAUAAUCUUUUAUUCCCUGGUGAUUUCAACUUGGCCGGACAGAGGGUGACAAUCGCGGUGUUCGAUGACGUGGGACGGAAUCGUUAUUUUUGUAAACCGACAAGACAGAUUUAGGAGGUAAUACAAAAAAAUACAAAAAUAUUUUAUGUAGCAAAUUGUAUAAAGGUUGGAUAUGAAAACGGAGGAAUGACGAAGAGGGUGAUGUUAUUGCUCUUCAAAUAAAAUUAUGUCUGCUACUAAUA